Messenger RNA from Ustilago hordei, 2034 nucleotides. RefSeq lists its product as uncharacterized. Bases 1 to 2034 code for a protein of 677 amino acids. Lineage: Eukaryota; Fungi; Basidiomycota; Ustilaginomycetes; Ustilaginales; Ustilaginaceae. The transcript has a single exon. The record is from RefSeq and is a predicted model, not a curated record.
AUGGCGUACAAACACCAUCGACACCGAACAAUGCGGCUACGCAAACAUGGACGCACAGCCCCCACCACCACCCUUGCCUCUCCCAUCUCUCCACCAGCUGCUGCCCGCCCACUUCAAGCGUCAGCAUCUGACCCAGACUCUUCCACACACAAACAAGCCAAUGACGCCCCACCGGAAGAAAAGCUGGCCGAACGACACCAAGCAGCCGAAGAAGCACGCAAGCUCGCCAAAGCCAACUCACUCCUCAAUUCUCAAGUUCGACAUGCUUCGAUCGAUGCUAGCUCCCUGAGACCGGUGGAUUCGAAAAUUCCGACAAAUCUGGCAAGUGUCACGGGUGAGAAGGGAUCUUAUCUGGCUAGGUUGGCCGCCCAGGCUGAGGCGGAGAGUAGUUUGGCACUGGCAAAACGAAAGCACAAGAGAGUUGGGGAUGGCGUGGAUGAGGAUGACGAUUCUGAUGAUGAAGGUCCACAUAGACAUCAUCGACCAUCAGCACAUGGGAUCGUGAGGAGCAUGGUGGAAAAGCAUCAUCGAAAGGUGGAGAAACGGGAGAGAAGGCGUAGAAGAGAGAGGUUGAGAAGGAUUGCAGCACUAGACCCGCUUAAGGAGGGAGAGAGAGAACAUGGACAGGCGAAAGAGACGACUUUCAUGGCUCUCAUCAGAAAGUACGGUGGAAUUGCACAGGAAGAUGUAGGCAAGUGCAAACCUUCGCUUGCUCACAAUGAUAGUGAGCUGGGAGGAACAGACACCAUCACCCCCAGCUCGGAGGGCAGCUCGAUGGACGACGAACAUUCCGCCUACUUGGUUGAUACACUUGACGUUGUCGAUCCAGGUGUUUCCGCUGCGGGACAUCUGUCGAACAUCGGAAACUCGCUUAUCUUCCCCAACAUUCCCGGCUUGUACGAUCGUCGGCCCGUCAUAGACCUUGCCGCACAAGAAGUCGACUCAAAGGCAGCAGAAACAGAAGCUACACUGCAACUCGAAGAAGGCCGUCACUGCUCCCCUCGCACCUCUUCUCAAGACCAAGACGAUCUUCACCUAGACGCGUACGUCCACGAAUUGCUCACCAAACGCCAAAAGUUCGCCCGAGCGAUGCAGGGUGUAUGGGCAUUCCUCAAGACGCCUGUUGGUGUUAUUGCCGGCAUCUAUGGCUUCUUGGUUGUGUUUGGUGGUGCAGCACUGGUGUUGUUCUUAGUAGGAGCGAUUGAUGGAGGGAAGAAUAAGGAUUACUGGGUCGAAGUGUGGAGUCAGUUUGAAAAUGGACUGUUCACCAUCCCCGGUGUUGGGUUGAUUCCUUGGAGGCUGAGAGACACGUACAGGAUGGGAUGGAUUGCGUAUUACCAACACCUAACUUGGCGUUUGCGCAAGAAACAGGGCUUGCCCAAACUAGCAGACAAAAACGACCUUCCCUCCAUCGCUGCCCCAUCUAAACACGGCAAACAUCAAUCCAACACCGAAGACUUGGACUCGUCUGAUGACGAAGAGACUACCACCAUCACCCGCGAACUAGCCUCAGACGCAGUCCUCUCCGCAAGCCAAGCCGCCCACUUGCACGACCUGCAAACCCUAUUCGCCCAAUCCCAAUCCUGGUAUCGGCCACAUGAGACAUUUACCCAUCAUGCAUUCUCCAUCUCCUACGCCCUUUCGAUUACCAUCCUCAACGAUCUCAACUCUCUCUUUCAAUGCUUGUUGUGCGGAUACAUGUGGGGAUAUGCAACGCACUACAGAGAUCGACCUGCUUGGAGUACUGGUACUUUCAUGCCCUGCUCCUUUUUAGCUGGUAUCGGAGCAGCGGUCGUGAUUUGGAAGGGAGGAGAGAAGAGUAAGAAGAAGAAAGAGGUUGAGGAGAAACUCUUGGCUGCUUUUGCGAAGGAUAUCGAUGCAAAAGUGGAAGAGGCGAAAAGGGAGACCGAGAGACGGGAGGGAGAGCAGAGGGGGAUGGUAAGCAUGCCGCUGCGGGAAGAGAAAGAGGGAGAGGCGGGCAAGGCGGUAGAUCUCCAAGCCACGCGAGCCAAGGAGAGCGUUUGCGGAGACUAA